This is a messenger RNA of Planococcus citri (citrus mealybug), 1280 nucleotides long. Its product is annotated as NAD-dependent protein deacylase-like. Gene Ontology annotation, cellular component: nucleus. The transcript is spliced from 6 exons. The coding region runs from base 95 to 1108 and encodes 337 amino acids. Gene Ontology annotation, molecular function: NAD+ binding; histone deacetylase activity, NAD-dependent. The record is from RefSeq and is a predicted model, not a curated record. Lineage: Eukaryota; Metazoa; Arthropoda; Insecta; Hemiptera; Pseudococcidae.
GUUUCAAACGCUAGUUCAUCGGGCACUUCCGCGUAACCAUCUUCAAGUUGGAAAUUUUCUACAACCAUUUUGUAAAACUGUUUUUUUUUUCGAAAUGAUAAUCCCCAAUGGAAUCACAUUUCAAGGCAUUAUUUUUUUAUACAUCAUUUUAAUAUCGAUGGUACAAAUUCACUGUUACAAUCAAUCCAGCAUCGACGACGUCAAAAACCUCAUAUCGAAUGCUAAACACAUCCUCGUUCUGACCGGACCAGCCAUCAUACCAGAGUUGAAAUAUCCCAACUACAGAGACGACAGUUACAUGUGGAGGGACACGAUAUCUUCAGAUUUGGCUACUUCCGAUGCCUUCGAACGUACACCGGACAAAGUAUGGGAAUUCUACAGCUACCUCAGAUCGUUGGCUUUACCAUUUGAACCAAAUCAGGUUCAUCAUACUUUGGCAGCUUUACAACAACGUUUCAGGGAGGAAAGUCGACAGCUAACUGUGGUCACCCAAUGCGAAGACGAUCUGCAUAGACAAGCUGGUAUGCAGAAUGUGAUCGAUUUGAACGGCUGUAUUUUUAGAACGAAAUGUAUACGAUGCGGUGAAAAAGAGUAUAACAGAGAUGAUCCCAUUUGCGAGGCAUUGAAAGGAUACCAGAACGCUGGAUUACCUCACGUCAUAUCUAGAGAAGAUCUGCCACACUGUAAACGACGCGGAUGUCAUUCUUUACUAGGCCCAGAUAUGGUUUGGUAUCAUUCUUCGUUGGAUAAAAUAACUUACAAAAAUCUCGUGCGUGUGGUCAACGAAGCAGACCUGUUUAUAGUAAUUGGGAGCCCAACUGACAGAGGUUAUGCCAGGGCUUAUCAGCCACAAUUCGAAGAUGAAGACAUUCCUUGCAUCGAAUUCAAUCCUGUCGAGUCAGAAAGAUCGUUUACAUACACGUAUAGCUUUAUAGGACCACUGAACGAAACAGUGCCAAAAUUCUUACAGCAUGUUGCGCCAACAACGACCACUCCUAUGGAAAACAUCGACGAUAUGAUUAUCAAUUAUAAAGACGAUAAGGAUGAUUAUAAACACGACGAACCUGACUGGCUCGAUGACAUGGAAACCAACAUUUCGACUGAAUGAUCGCGGAUUACAACCAGUAUCAUGGUUCAAAAAUGGUCAAAACAAGUCAGCGAUUCGAAAUCCAAGUCCAAAGAUAACAUCCCAGCCGUCGAAUCCAAUUCCAAAAUCGCUUUAAUGGUUAUCACAAUACAUAGUAUACUUAUCAUUUUAAUCAAUAAAUACUACGUCUUCA